UAUCUAAGCCAGUCUGCUUGUUCUUCUUCUAUCCUUAAUUUGGUUCUUGUGGCAUAGACCAACGGUAGAGGACGAGGGACGAUUUUAGUAUAGUUUGGUUUGUACUUGGGGUCCGGCUUCACUUGAUCUUGUAGUAGGUAGGCUCAUGCUGGCCGUGUGGUCUGUUAUCCGCCCUAGCGGCUCGUGCCGGCGUCCUGAGACGGAGCAUGGCCGGCGCGGAGCACCAUGGUCGCCCCCGAACAUGGAAGAGGAGAGGAGAGAGCACACCCGUCCGUCCGUCCGUCGAAGAAGAGUAGAUGUGGGAAGUUGGAGAGAAGAGUUUUAUCUAUGGGACGAAGACGAAGACAAAGACGAACAUGGCGGGGGAUAGAGACAAAGGAAAAGAAGAGCAUUUAUUUUUUGAGGGAGCUCGCCUCGCCUUGGUCGAUCGGGCGUUCCUGGUUGUAGCGGCAUGGAGGAAGUUUGAGCCGGAGUAUGCAUGGCAUGGCCGCCGUGCACAGGAGAAGCAAGCAACUGAUUUUGAUUUGAUGGAGAGGAGAGGAGACAAGAGGUCGGCGGCGAACUAAUCCCCUGUUCCCGAUGCCCUGCUCCCAAGCAACACCACUGCUCCCGAUAAUCCACUUGCUGACGCGUCUCCAGGCUCAUCCACGACCUAGCUGGUGCCUUGCUGGCUCGACGGGCGCCACCAAUCAUGCGGCGGUAGCAGCGCCCUCGCGGCUGCGGUGGGAGCCAUGAGGUCGAUGGAGGUCGGGGAACCGGGGACGCGACAACGGUUGCCAUAGCAGCGCGACGCCGGGAGGCGGCGGGAGGUUGCGGCGGCGGCUGCCGGAUGACAUGCUGCGGGAGGUUGAGCUCCGGUUAUCGCCCCUGCACAGCGCCGUCCCGGCUCGGAGCGUGGCCGGCGGUAGCAGCAGUGGAAGGCUACGGCCAUGGUGGGGCAGAAGGCGCUGCCCUUUCUGGUACCUCGUCCGACCCUCCGCUCGCGACCCUCCCUCAUCCAUGCGAGCUCGUCGUUGACCUCCCAUCGUCCGAAGCAGGGGCAGAGGCGCAACCGGCCAUAGGAGGGGGAGGAUUGAUUGUGUUUUGUUUUAGAUUCCAGGGGUGUGUAUGGUAAUUCUUUGCCAAGUCAGCUCCUUAAACUUCGGUCUCACUUGUCAGAAAGCGAACAAACGGACCAAAUCACCCGACCAAUGCUUUUUGCAAUAAGAUUAGAGAAGAAAUUACGGUGUUUUUGCAACGGAUUAGCAACUUGGUGGUUUUAUGCAAACCUAGCCGUAAAUGUGAUAGUUCUUGUAAUUAACUCCAACUGCCGUCAUGCCCAAAAACUGCAAGUCAAGAGUGUGGUUUCUAGCAUGCACCGUCCCGAUCAGUGAAUGGAAAGGAGAUUUCUCCAUCAUAGUCUGCCGAUAUUUAAAUUCGUCACAACAUAAAUAUGAAAUACAUGGGGUGUUUAGUAAAAUCUCUACAUCCUUUUACAUACAGUAGAAAACCGAGGAAGGAAACAGAUUACAAGAUCAGUAACGAGUACACUGAUACGAACAAGAAGAGCAAACAGAGACCAUAAAUAAUGUCGAGCGUCGAGUUUGCUUGUGCGCAGGCUGAUGAGAUGCGAGACCAGCACGGUGACGUUUUGAUGCGAUGCUCGAUGAAAUCUUGGACGGCCUUAUCGACCCUGUCGGAUGCGGCCAUGAACCUAUGGAAGCAACUUGAUCGGGCGCGUCGCCUUGACCGGUUCGCUUCCAUGACCCUCUUCUCCAUGUCGCGCACUGUUCCUUGGGCUGGCCUCUUCUUGGUCUUGGAUUUCUGGCCAUAGCUGCGGGCCAUCGCUAGGAGUCGAGCCAUCAGCAUCUCUUCCUCUCGAUUGUGUUUGGUGGUGCGAUGAUCGCCGUUGAUGGCUCGACCUCCCUUGGCCAGCCUUAUGUAGUGCUACACAUCCCGGCCGAGUCGGACGGAGGUCCAGAGAUCUCGGUCCAGCUCGCGCUGCUGGAAACGGACUCGGCUCGCUCGGCUUUUUUUCUUUUUUGAGACAACGGCUCGCUCGGCAAGCAGGGAGUCCUCUGGCCGUACGUACGCAGGUAGCCCACGGCCCACGGGUCCUGAAAGAGAGAGGUAGUGUAGGUUUUUUUUUUUGAGGGAACAGAUAGCGUAGUUGAGACUGCACCUGCACCUGGUGUUAACAUUUGCUUUUAAACGUGUACAAACUCAAUCAAAAAGAAUGCAUUUUUUUGCGGGAAAGGAAAAUUCAUUCAUAAAGUAAUGUUUGCUAAACAUGAGAUAUUGUAGGCGUCAAGGGCCACUUGCGUCAUGAGUUAAGGUAGUUAGGGAUAGGCUGUUUCUGUUUAAAUCCUUCUAUCCCUAAUCUCUCUCUCUGUAAUCUGUUCGGUUGUAUCUCAACCGAUUACCUUGUACUCCACGUGAGGUUUCCUCACCAGAUCAAUAUAACUCCAUGCGGGCUCCCUGUUGAGGGUUGAGACGCUUCAUCAUAACUUUCAUGGUAUACAGAGCAGGCCCCUUCCAUCACAUCUAGCUCAUCUCCAUCGAUCUCCCAAAACCCAUCCUGCUGCCAUGUCCACCUCCGCUGCUCCGGUCUCCUCCGGCCUCAACUACAACGUCUCCGAGCCGCUCACCAGGACGAACUACGUCCUCUGGCGAGCCCAGGCGCGAUCCCAGAUAAUGGGCGCCGGCCUGUACGGCUACAUCGACCAAACCAUAGCAGAACCUACCAAGCUCAUCACCACCAAGGACAAGGACGGCAAAGAUCAGGUGAACCCCAAUCCUGCAUAUGCCCCCUGGUUAGUCCAAGAUCAACAGAUCGUCGCAUAUCUUCUUCGAAACCUCUCCAAGGAGGUGCUGGUUCAAGUUGCAUCGAUGGAAACAUCGCAUGCGAUCUGGACAGCGCUGAGCAACAUGUUCUCCGCCGUCUCGCUGUCCCGCGUCAACAACAUUCAUGCCUCCCUCACCAACGCCCAGAAGGGCAACCAGCCGGCGGCGACCUACUUCGGGCACAUGCGUGCUCUCUCUGAUGAACUUGCGGCGGCAGGCAAACCGAUCGGCGAGGACGAGCUGGUGUCGUUCAUCAUCGCGGGGCUUGAUAUGGAGUAUCAGCCCAUCAUCUCCGCCCUGGAUGCACGCACUGAUCCGGUCACCGUCGAGAACCUCUUCUCCAUGGUAGCCAAUUUCGACCAGCGGGUCGAGAUGUUCCAUGGGACAGGCGCUGGCAACUUCAAGUCCUCCGCCAACCUUGCUUCUCGCGGCCGCCAGGGAUCCAACAAGGGCUCCCGCGGUCAGCAAAGGGGCGGUGGCGGCGACGGCUCUCGCACUGGUGGUGGCGGCGGCGGCUACAACAACCCUAAUGGCUACAACAGCAACACUGGUGGCGGCGGCGGUCACUACGUUGGUGGUGGCGGCAGCGGCCACUACGGCGGUGGUGGCAGCGGCGGCCACUACGGUGGUGGUGGCGGUGGUGGCUACCAUCAUCAGGGAAACAACGGUGGCGGCUACCCUCCUCGGCGCCCUCCCUUCACCAACAACAGAGGGCGCAACAAUUUCCAGGGGUAUGAAAGCCGUUCUCAAAUUUGCAAAAAAACUAACCAUCUUGCCAAAGAUUGCGAUUAGCGUUAUGCCGAUGACACAUCCCAGAAGAAAAAAGUUGCUGCUGUAGCUGAUGCAUCCUAUGGUGUUGAUACAAAUUGGUACAUGGACACGGGUGCAACCAACCAUAUCACUGGAGAACUUGAGAAGGUGACGAUGCAAGAGAAAUACCGUGGCCAUGAUCAAGUUUACACCGCAGCAAACGGUGCAGGAUCAAGUCACGAAGAGAGUUCUCCAUAGGGGUAUAUGUGUGCAAGGGCUCUAUGCGUUGCUUCCUCAAUAUUGCCAGUUCAAUAAACAAGUGUAUGGUGCCAUCAAGCUUUCUGCUGAAAGGUGGCACAGUCGUUUAGGCCAUCCCUCGUUUGCUACCGUUCAUCAAAUUCUUAGUAAAAAUAAACUCCCAGUUGUUGGUGAGAGAAAUUUAGAAACUAUUUAUGAUUCAUGCCAAAGAGCAAAAAGUCAUCAGUUGCCUUAUCCUGUUUCCACUAGUGUGUCUACCAAACCAUUGCAACUUAUUUUUUUUGAUGUUUGGGGUCCAGCACCCACUUCUGUUGGUAGAAAUUCUUACUAUGUGAGCUUCAUUGAUGAUUAUAGCAAAUAUACUUGGAUCUAUCUCCUUAAGAAAUGUUCCGACGUUUUCCAAGUGUUUCACAACUUUCAAGCUCUUGUUGAACGGAAGUUUGAUAGCAAAAUCAUUGCCAUGCAGUCCGACUGGGGUGGUGUAUGAGAAGCUAAAUUCUUUUUUUCAAAAGAUAGGUAUUUCUCACCAUGUGUCUUGCCCACACGCUCACCAACAAAAUGGUUCCGCCGAACGGAAGCAUCGCCACAUUGUCGAAGUAGGUCUUGCUCUCCUAGCUUCUGCGUCUAUGCCUUUGAAAUUUUGGGACGAAGCCUUUCUCACCGCUAUUCACCUUAUCAAUAUGUGGCCUAGUCGUACUAUUGCAAAUGAAACCCCCACUGAACGUCUUCUCCAUAUCACACCCGAUUAUACUACUCUUCGUGUUUUCGGUUGUGCCUGUUGGCCAAACCUUCGUCCCUACAACUCUCGUAAACUUAUGUUUCGAUCUCAACAAUGUGUCUUUCUUGGGUAUAGUGCACAACAUAAAGGUGUCAAGUGUCUUGACGUGUCCACCGGUCGUGUGUAUAUUUCUCGUGAUGUUGUGUUCGAUGAAACUCAACUUCCAUUCGCUAAACUUCAUCCCAAUGCCGGUGCCCUUCUCAGGAAGGAGAUCCUUCUUCUCCCAUCUCAUCUAACCGGAGUUGAUCAUGUGGAAAAUGAUAGUUGUGAUGACUUAAUAUUGUUGACUAACUUUUCUAAUCUGUUA
This is a messenger RNA of Triticum urartu, 4916 nucleotides long. NCBI's taxonomy places the organism in Eukaryota, Viridiplantae, Streptophyta, Magnoliopsida, Poales, Poaceae. The record is from RefSeq and is a predicted model, not a curated record.